Messenger RNA from Dentiscutata heterogama, 159 nucleotides. The record is from the annotation of a GenBank genome assembly. NCBI's taxonomy places the organism in Eukaryota, Fungi, Glomeromycota, Glomeromycetes, Diversisporales, Gigasporaceae.
AAAAACGUUGAUGUUUUUAAUUGCCUUGACCUUAUGGAUAACAAAUUGUUCAUCGAGGAUCUUAAGUUCGGACCCGGUGAUGGAUACUUAAAUUAUUAUAUGUACAAUUGGCGUUGCAAAGAUAUGGAUAGUGGAAAAGUUGGUGUUGUCAUGUUAUAA